Messenger RNA from Melampsora larici-populina 98AG31, 564 nucleotides. RefSeq lists its product as uncharacterized. The record is from RefSeq and is a predicted model, not a curated record. Lineage: Eukaryota; Fungi; Basidiomycota; Pucciniomycetes; Pucciniales; Melampsoraceae. The coding region runs from base 1 to 564 and encodes 187 amino acids. The transcript is spliced from 4 exons.
AUGGCUCAACCGCAUCAAUUAAAGCCUGAUCCGCACCCGACCGCGACACGGUUUUUGACUUUAUACAGUGGCAUUGUUUCAGAUAGCACGUUGAAUGGGGCCAAAGGAAUGGCAAUUAAAGUUGUGAUGGGGCCUCAUGGCGCACUGACUACACUUGAAGAAGGGGCCUACUUAAUUCACGGAAACCUGAUUGACACCAGACAUGGUCAUUCACAUCUUUUCUACCGUGGUUCUCCUUUAUCCCUGGUUGACCACAUAAUUCACAAGCCAGCUGAAGCUAUCGACCAAUCGAUUGAGAGUAAGGGGACAGGGUCCAUUAUCUCCGCUGACAUGGAUAAUAUCGACUCUGAGCCAGUUCUCCUACUCAGAGUAAGACAUUGCAAUUAUGAUACAAUUGAUUACAACAUCGUCACAUUCAACGUAGAGUACUUAUUUGACGGAGCAUUGGCUCAACAGCUAGCUUCUCACAACGCCCUCAUUGGCACCAAGAUAGAUAUCACGGGACAUGUCAUCGACAGGGACAAAGCAAGAGGUAUGUGGAUCAUCAAAUGCAUUGAUGAUUAG